Lactuca sativa (garden lettuce) is the source of this 1974-nucleotide messenger RNA. The record is from RefSeq and is a predicted model, not a curated record. NCBI's taxonomy places the organism in Eukaryota, Viridiplantae, Streptophyta, Magnoliopsida, Asterales, Asteraceae.
AUGAAAUCAAGGAAAGGGAAGUGGCCAACAAGGGCCUCUCUAAUCAUGUCUCUUGUUGUAGUCAUUGUUUCUCUAUGCUUCUCAUUACCAACCACUUCACAACCUCUCGUAUAUCCCAUCCAUGGCAAGUCACCACCAUCACGGACUCCAAAAUCUUCACCACCAUCAUCCAUUUACGACAAUGAUGUCCCAUUUCUACCUCUUUCACCUCCAUUAAUACUACCUAUUCUUCCUACGGUCCCGCCCUUAAUACUACCUAUUUUUCCGUCUUCACCUCCUAAGACACAGAAACCCAAACCUCCCCCUAAAAAAAAGGAAUCAAAACCUCCUCCUAAGAAAAAAGAACCAAAACCUCCUCCUAAGAAAAAGCAACCAAAACCUCCUUCCAAACCUCCUCCAAAGAAAAAGGAACCAAAACCUCCUCUUAAGAAAAAAGAACCAAAACCUCCUCCUAAGAAAAAGGAGCCAAAAUCUCCUCCUAAGAAAAAAGAACCCAAAACCCCUCCUAAGAAAAAAGAAUCCAAAGUUCCUCCCAAACCUCCCCCAAAGAAAAAGGAUCCUAAACUUCCUCCUAAGAAAAAGGAACCCAAACCUCCUCCUAAGAAAGAUAAGGAACCUAAACCUCCUCCUAAGAAAGAUAAGGAACCUAAACCUCCUAAGAAGGAGAAAGAACCCAAGCCUCCGAAGGAAAAGGUUCCUAAGCCUCCUAAAAAGGAGAAGGAUCCCAAACCUCCUAAGUCACCUUCACCUCCUAAGUCAGCCCUACCCAUUCCAAUACCCGACCCAAUAACUAAACCUCCGGCUCUUCCAAUCCCUGAUCCAAUACCAGAUCUACCUAAACCACCAGCUCUUCCAAUACCCGAUCUACCUAAACCACCGAUUCUUCCAAUACCUGAUCCACCUAAACCACCAGAUCUUCCAACACCAGAUCCACCUAAACCACCAGAUCUUCCAAUACCCGAUCUACCUAAACUUCCAAUACCUGAUCUACCAAAACCACCAGGUCUUCCAAUACCUGAUCCACCUAAACCACCAGAUCUUCCAACACCAGAACCACCUAAACCGCCAGAUCUUCCAAUACCUGAUCUACCUAAACUUCCAAUACCUGAUCUACCUAAACCACCAGAUCUUCCAACACCUGAUACACCUAAACCACCGGAUGCUCCAGCACCCGAUGCGCCCAAACCACCGGAUGCUCCAGCACCCGAUGCACCUAAUGCUCCACCACCUGAUGCACCUAGCACACCAGAUGCUCCACCACCCGAUGCACCCAGCCCACCAAAUGCUCCACCAUCGGAUGCACCGAGCCCACCGGAUGCACCACCACCCGAUGCACCCAGCCCACCCAAUGCUCCACCACCCGAUGCACCCAGCCCACCGGAUGCUCCACCAUCCGAUUCACCCACCCCACCCGAUGCUCCACCACCUGAUGCACCCAGCCCACCCGAUGCACCCAGCCCACCAGAUGCUCCAACACCCGAUUCACCUAAACCACCAGAUCUUCCAAAACCUGAUUUACCUAAACUUCCGAUACCUGAUCUACCUAAACUACCAAUACGUGAUCCGACACCCGAUCCACCUAAACCACCAGAUCUUCCGGCACCUGAUCCACCUAAACCACCUGAUCUACCAAAACUUCCAAUACCUGAUAUACCUAAACCACCAGAUCUUCCAAUACCGGAUCUACCUAAUCCAAUACCUAAACCACCACCAUCCAUUCAUGGGAAGCAACCAAAACAGCCUCCAAAGACUUCUUCUAUACCACUACCACCUUCCUUUAUUCAUGACGGUGUUAUUCCAUUACUACCUCCCAUACCUCCAUUAAUAGCACCUAUUUUGCCACCUUUGCCUCCAUUACUACCACCCGUGCUUCCAUUACUACCACCUUUGCCUCCAUUACUACCACCCCUUAAAUCACCUUCACCUCCAUCACUACCGCCUCUUUCAUUACCUAAAUUAGUAGUUGACCCAUGA